Molecule: messenger RNA, 180 nt
Organism: Monoraphidium neglectum
Lineage: Eukaryota; Viridiplantae; Chlorophyta; Chlorophyceae; Sphaeropleales; Selenastraceae
Exons: 1
Source: RefSeq, a predicted model, not a curated record
AUGGUGGGCAAGAAGAAGAAGGUGCCUGCAAAGGCGCAGGCACCAAGGGGCGGCGGGCAGGGUGCCAAACCCAAUCCCUUCGAGCUCAAGGGCACCAAGCGCAAGUUUGAUGUGCUGGGUCGUCGCGAAAAGACAGGAAAGAAGAACAUCAUCCAGUCCCGAGAGGAUGCUGUCACCAAG